Molecule: messenger RNA, 5652 nt
Organism: Nerophis ophidion (straightnose pipefish)
Lineage: Eukaryota; Metazoa; Chordata; Actinopteri; Syngnathiformes; Syngnathidae
Gene: col5a3a
Product: collagen, type V, alpha 3a
Exons: 67
Coding region: 265-5316 (1683 amino acids)
Molecular function (GO): extracellular matrix structural constituent
Source: RefSeq, a predicted model, not a curated record
AGCUAGUGAAAGAACCCACUGGCUUUUUUUUUUUUUGUAAAUAUAUGUAUUUUUUUAUUAAUUUUACUUAGUGCUUAGUUCCUGGAACUUCUGGAACUGUUGCUUGAGGAAAGGGGAGAGAGAGAGUCCCAAGGCUUUGGGGAAGAUGGAGCACUUUUUAGGGAGAGGACCAUACCCUUUGUGGCUUUUUUACUCCUGCACCUGACCGCCACUCACGCAGCUCAUUCCAUUGACCUUCUGCAAGUGCUGGAGCUAUCGGAGAAGAUGGAGGGCGUGUCCGUGCAUCCCGGUCUCUGCAGCAGCCGGACGGGAUCGGAGGGAACCCGGCAGGCCUUCAAGAUAGACCGGAAGAUUCAACUCAGCGCUCCCACCAAGCAGCUUUUCCCUGAUUCCAAAUUCCCUGCAGAGUUCUCCUUGAUGGCCACCCUGCGCGCCCAAAAGGGUUUGCAGUUCUUCCUGCUGUCGGUCUACGACGAGCAGGGGGUGCAGCAGCUGGGACUUGAAGUGGGCCCUUCGCCCGUUUUUCUGUUGAAGGACCAGACCAGGCACCCCUCACCCGACUUGUACCCCACCUUCAAGGGUGUAGACCUGUCUGAUGGAGGAUGGCACAGGAUAGCCUACAGUGUUCAGGGGGAGUCCGUCACCCUCUUUUUGGACUGCCGGAAGGUGGACACCCAAAAGCUGCCGCCGGGAGGCGGGGCCAUCGUCAGCACGGAGGGCAUCACCGUCUUUGGAUCCCGGCUGGCGGACCAAGGUGCAUUUCAGGGAGAAAUUCAACAACUGCUGAUUCAUGAGGACCCUGAGGCGGCUGCCACUUAUUGUGCCAACUACAUGCCAGACUGCCACUCAGCUCUGCCCCACAACAGCCAGGCCUUGGACCUGCUGGAGGGGGAGGAGAAGUCGGUGAAAAGCCCGAAGGUGAAAUACGGCGAUGACCUUUACGGCGAUCUCGCCGUUUCCAUAGUAACAGCCGGCACAAAUAUCACAGAAUCUGAGGUCCUGGAGCACGAUGACUACAACUACAACGACACCAAGUUUGAGUACGAAGACUAUGACGUAUACGGGGGAGAAGGCUACGACUUUGCCGAGCGAGAACGCGCGGCGACGUGGGAAGGAAAGGCGAGGCCCCCCGCUGACAAAGGACAGAAAGGCGAGCCGGCUACAUUUGAAGCGGGUAGAGUCGUGGAAGGACCACCGGGCCUACCAGGACCAGAGGGACUUCCUGGUCCGGCCGGACCUGUCGGCCCCCCGGGACCCUUUGGAGACCCUGGUGAAGUGGGUCCAACGGGACGCCCUGGUCUCCCCGGGGUUGAUGGUGUUCCGGGUCCACCGGGGACCUUGCUGAUGCUCCCAUUCCAGUAUGGAGGUCAUUCCCAAAAGGGGCCAGUGGUGUCCCCCCAGGAGGCCCAAGCACAAGCCAUCUUACAGCAAGCCCAGCUGUCCAUGAAGGGACCCCCAGGUCCCGUGGGUCUCACGGGGAGAUCAGGCCCGCUGGGCGCUCCUGGCCCCGCCGGCCACAAAGGAGACAUAGGAGACCCCGGCCCUCCGGGACCUCAAGGGUUGCCGGGAACCCAAGGGAGUAAUGGAAAGCCAGGGAAGAGGGGGCGUGCUGGAAAUGAUGGCGGACGGGGAAUUCCAGGUGAAACCGGCACGAAGGGUGACCGAGGUUUCGACGGCCUGCCAGGACUGCCGGGCAUCCAAGGACAUAAGGGGGACCGAGGGAAGCCCGGUCCUCACGGACCCGCCGGAGAGGCGGGAGAGAAGGGAUCAGACGGACCUGUCGGGCCAAGCGGACAACCUGGCGAGCCUGGUCCUCGGGGUCUUGUGGGCCCCAGGGGGCCACCGGGACCACAUGGCCAACCGGGAAUCACCGGAACAGAUGGAGUGCAAGGGUCAAAGGGUAACCUGGGUCCACCGGGAGAAGUAGGACCCCCGGGACAACAGGGAAAUCCUGGACCACAGGGAUUGUCUGGUUCCCAGGGGCCCAUUGGGCUCCCAGGAGAGAAGGGGGUCCAAGGGAAGCAGGGUCUGCAAGGACUACCAGGCAUUGAUGGCCCCUCUGGUCACCCAGGAAGAGAGGGGCCCCCGGGAGACAAAGGCACCCAAGGUGCAGUGGGCGCCCAGGGUCCUAUUGGGUACCCGGGGACCCGUGGAGUCAAGGGAGCAGAUGGUGUUAGAGGUCUUAAGGGCGGCAAAGGAGAGAAGGGAGAAGAUGGUUUUCCUGGCUUCAAAGGUGACAUGGGCCUCAAGGGAGACCGGGGGGACAAUGGGGCUACAGGUGUUCGUGGGGAGGACGGGCCAGAGGGUCCAAAGGGCCAAGGAGGUGCCAUGGGUGACACAGGAGCGGCUGGGAUUGCUGGCGAGAAGGGUCACCUUGGAGUGCCAGGACUGCCUGGAUACCCGGGACGUCAAGGAUCCAAGGGAUCAGUCGGCUUCCUGGGGAUGGGAGGAGCCUCCGGAGAGAAAGGACGAAGGGGUCCGGCUGGCCAGGCAGGAUCCGGAGGUCAAAGAGGUCCUAAUGGUGCCAGAGGAGGAAGAGGAGCCAGAGGUCCCACUGGGAAGCCUGGAGAUAAGGGUUCAGCUGGACAAGAUGGUACUCAAGGAUCCCCUGGAGAACUGGGUCCCCAAGGGCCACAGGGAAUGCAUGGAGAAACAGGAUUAAAAGGGCCACCUGGUCUUCCUGGUAAAGAUGGGAUACCUGGUCAUCCUGGCCAAAGAGGAGAGCCAGGCUUCCAGGGCAAAAACGGCCUCCCAGGCCCACCGGGUGUUGUCGGACCACAGGGAAAAUCUGGUGAAACCGGACCCACUGGGGACAGGGGCCAUCCAGGCUCACCAGGACCCCCUGGUGAGCAAGGACUACCUGGAUCGGCCGGGAAGGAGGGAGCCAAGGGUGACCCAGGCCCGCCAGGCGCACCUGGAAAGAGUGGCCCUGCGGGUCUCCAAGGAUUCAGUGGAAGCCGAGGGAUCCCCGGUGCGACGGGUCCUGCAGGCUUGAAAGGAGGAGAAGGUGUACCUGGUGCCGCAGGACUCAUAGGUGCCGGCGGAGAAAGGGGCCCCGCCGGGCCAGCCGGUGGGAUCGGACAGCCGGGGCGGCCCGGCAACGUGGGGCCCGCGGGGCCGAUGGGAGAGAAAGGCGAUCCGGGAGACAAGGGACCCGUGGGACCGGCUGGGCAAGACGGAGAACAGGGAUCUUUGGGGCCACCAGGGCCUGUGGGGCCACUCGGGCCUCCGGGAGAGGACGGGGACAAGGGUGAGACGGGAGGACCCGGCCAGAAGGGGAGCAAGGGAGAUAAAGGCGAAGCAGGACCCCCAGGACCUCUUGGGGCCCAAGGACCCGUGGGCCAGCCGGGAUUGCACGGGGCAGAUGGCGAGCCGGGCCCCCGCGGGCAGCAGGGGAUGAACGGGGCAAAAGGAGAUGAAGGAUUGAGGGGAUUUAAGGGAGGGAAUGGUCCAGCAGGACUACAGGGAAUGCCAGGACUACCAGGAGAGAAAGGAGAAGGUGGGCACGUUGGCUCAAUGGGACCUCCGGGACAGCACGGCCCCAGGGGACCCCAGGGGCCGAUUGGUCCAGAGGGCGCGGCGGGAUUGUCUGGUGGAGUUGGUCAGCCAGGAUCUGUUGGAGAAAAGGGUGAGGACGGUGAGGCUGGAGACCCAGGGUCGGUUGGAGAGACCGGCACUCCUGGCGUUAAAGGAGACGUGGGAGAGAAGGGGGACUCCGGACCUUCUGGUACAGCCGGACCUCCAGGAAUCCGAGGAACACCAGGAGAGGACGGACCUAAGGGCAAUCUUGGUCCGGAUGGAUUCCCAGGAGACGUGGGGCCCCGUGGAGAAGCUGGAGUUAGUGGUGAAGAUGGUGGACCAGGACCUAAGGGUGAUAACGGAGAACCUGGCAAAGCUGGACCCCCCGGAGCCUCGGGAGAGCCAGGUCCUGCAGGACCACCUGGACGCAGAGGACACGUGGGUGCUGCAGGGAGUGAAGGGAAGCAAGGAAAGAAAGGCGACAAGGGAGAAACCGGCACUCUGGGUCCAGUGGGACGGACAGGCCCUGUGGGACCACAAGGACAGCCAGGGAGGCCCGGACAAGAGGGGUUUCGAGGAAUCCCAGGCCCUUCGGGCGAGCAAGGCUUAACUGGUGAACCGGGAAAAACCGGACCACCUGGACCAUUGGGACCACCGGGACUACCCGGGUUUAAAGGGGAUACCGGACUACAGGGAGAAAAAGGUCACGGCGGGUUGCUUGGCCUCGUUGGCUCCCCGGGAGAGCCUGGAGAGAAAGGUGACCGCGGCCUGCCUGGAAGCAACGGUGCACAGGGGCCUAAAGGAGAUGAGGGAGGUUCCGGCACACCUGGUCCCAUUGGUCCACCGGGACCACCUGGUCUGUCGGGUGCCGGUGGAGAGAAAGGAUCCAAGGGAGACACGGGCACCGUAGGUCCCAGAGGUGACCCAGGCCGUGCUGGCCCCCCAGGACCCCCAGGACGCGCUGCCACGGCGGUCCAACCGUUGCCCCUCAGGGAGGGCAGGAAGAAGAAAAGACGCAACCUCAACGGCGGCCACGAGUUUGAGAUCAACAUGGAAGACUUCCUUCAAGCUGACCAGCCUCAAGGAGAAGGAGACGACGGCAUGGAGGAAGUGUUUGCCACACUUUCCUCCAUGAAAACCGAGGUGGAGCUCAUGAGGAGGCCGCUGGGGACGUUCGAGAGCCCCGCCCGGACUUGCAAGGAGCUGAUGAUGGUUCAACCCGACUUCAAAGAUGGAGACUACUGGAUCGACCCCAACCAAGGAUGCAACCGGGACGCCGUUAAGGUGCACUGCAACUUCACAGCUGGAGGAGACACAUGUCUGGAUCCUGACAAGAAGAUUGAAACGGUGAAGCUGGCAGCCUGGAGCAAGGAGAAGCCAGGAAGUUGGUACAGUGGAUACAGGAAAGGCAAACAGUUUUCCUACAACGACGUGGACGGCAACCCCGUACACGUGGUGCAGCUGACCUUCCUCAAGCUGCUGAGCGCCACGGCCAAGCAGCACUUCACCUACACCUGCCAGAACUCGGCGGGCUGGUUCGACAGCUCAUCGGGCUCCCAUCGCCACGCCGUGCGCUUCCGGGCCAGCAACGAUCAGGUGCUGACCCAGGCCAACAGCUCCUUCAUCCACGCCCUCCAUGAUGGAUGCCAGUCCCGCAAAGGUCACGCCAGCACGCUGCUGCAGGUGCACGCCCCCUCCGCCGAGCUGCUGCCCCUCACAGACGUCUCCGCCACCGACUUCGGCGGCAGCAACCAGAAGUUCGGCUUCCAAGUGGGCCGCGUCUGCUUCACCGGCUAACAGCCAGCCUGCAAGAGCACACCCAGAACCACUGAACACUGCACAAGAGCAAUAUUUAUUAUUAGAUGUUUAGUAUUUAAGACUUAGGACAUGGAGAGGAGGAGCAGGAGGGGGCGUGACAUGAACUGCCAUGUCGCCUAGUAACCACAGGUCGUGUUCCUCUGCAGCAACCAUGACGGAUGUGUCCUUUGCUACUAUUAAGGAGUCUCAAGCACUGUAUUUACAUGCUGCCUUUACAGCCAGGACAGCAAUUAAGUGAUUGAAAUGUUCUCCUUUUAUAGCAAGAGCAGCUCCUCUUUUUCUCUAUUAUUCAUAUGUUGAAAUAUGAACCUUUGC